Molecule: messenger RNA, 681 nt
Organism: Gavialis gangeticus (Gharial)
Lineage: Eukaryota; Metazoa; Chordata; Crocodylia; Gavialidae
Gene: GALR1
Product: galanin receptor 1
Exons: 3
Coding region: 1-681 (226 amino acids)
Biological process (GO): positive regulation of cytosolic calcium ion concentration; negative regulation of adenylate cyclase activity; neuropeptide signaling pathway
Cellular component (GO): membrane
Molecular function (GO): galanin receptor activity
Source: RefSeq, a predicted model, not a curated record
AUGAAUGUGUUCAGGGCGCUGAACCAGACAGGCUGGGGCAACGCGUCGGGGCCGGCGGCGGGGGGCAGCGCGGCGCUGCUGGGCAUCGGCGUGGAGAACCUGGUCACGCUGCUGGUCUUCGGGCUCAUCUUCGCGCUGGGCGUGCUGGGCAACGCGCUGGUCAUCACGGUGCUGGCGCGGAGCCGCGCGGGGCAGCCGCGGAGCACCACCAACAUCUUCAUCCUCAACCUGAGCAUCGCGGACCUGGCCUACCUGCUCUUCUGCGUGCCCUUCCAGGCCACGGUGUACGCGCUGCCCAGCUGGGCGCUGGGCGCCUUCGCCUGCAAGUUCACGCACUACUUCUUCACCGUGUCCAUGCUGGUCAGCAUCUUCACGCUCUCGGCCAUGGCCGUGGACCGCUACGUGGCCAUCGUGCACUCGCGCCGCUCCUCGGCCCUGCGGGUGGCCCGCCACGCGCUGCUGGGCGUGGGGCUCAUCUGGGCGCUGGCGCUGGCCCUGGCCUCGCCCGUGGCCACAAACCAGCGCCUGGUGCACCGCGCCGCCGGCAACCUCACCUUCUGCUGGGAGCAGUGGCCCGACCCGCGCCACAAGAAGCUCUACGUGGUCUGCACCUUCGUCUUCGGCUACCUGCUGCCCCUGCUGCUUAUCUCCUUCUGCUACGCCAAGGCCAAAUCCGCUUGA